AUGAGUGUCGCACGAUAUUAUCACACAGCAUCUACAUUAGCGAAUGGAUCGAUAUUAGUUACUGGUGGAUACAACGGUACUUUUCUCGAUAGUACUGAACUGUACAAUCCAUCAACAGGUAAUUGGACAACCGCAGGAAGCAUGAAUGUCGCACGAGAUUUUUACACAGCAUCGACAUUAGCAAAUGGGUCCGUAUUAGUUGCUGGUGGAAACAACGCUGUUAGUAUUCUCAAUAGUGCUGAAUUGUACAAUUCAUCAACAGGUAAUUGGACAACCACAGGAAGCAUGAAUGUCGCACGAUUUCAGCACAUAGCAUCCACAUUAGCAAAUGGGUCUACAUUAGUUAGUGGUGGAAGGAACAGUAGUACUUGUUUAAAUAGUGUUGAAUUCUAUAAUCCCUCAACAGGCACCUGGACAACCACGGGAAGCAUGAAUAUCGCACGAUAUUCUCACACAGCAUCCACAUUAGCAAAUGGAUUAGUAUUAGUUGCUGGUGGAAUGAGCAACACUAGUGUUUAUCUCAACAGUGCUGAAUUGUAUAAUCCAUCAACAGGUAUUUGGACAAUCACAGGAAGCAUGAAUGUCGCAAGACGUUUUCACACAGCAUCUACAUUAGCAAAUGGAUUAGUAUUAGUUGCUGGUGGAUACAACACUGCUAAUCUCAAAAGUGCUGAAUUGUACGAUCCAUCAACAGGCACAUGGAUAACGACAGCCAACAUGAGUAUCGCACGAUAUUAUCACACAGCAUCUACAUUAGCAAAUGGGUCCAUAUUAGUUGCUGGUGGAUACAACACUGCUAAUCUCAAUAGUGCUGAAUUGUACAAUUCAUCAACAGGCACAUGGACAACUACAGCAAAUAUGAGUAUCGCACGAUUUAUACACACAGCGUCCAUAUUAACAAAUGGAAAGAUAUUAGUUGCUGGUGGAAACGGCACUAGUGGUUAUCUCAAUAGUGCUGAGCUUUAUUAA
This is a messenger RNA of Adineta steineri, 969 nucleotides long. NCBI's taxonomy places the organism in Eukaryota, Metazoa, Rotifera, Eurotatoria, Adinetida, Adinetidae. The record is from the annotation of a GenBank genome assembly.